AUGGCGGCAACAGUCCCAGCACCCGACCCCCGCCGCCCGGAGCCGAUUCCCCUCCGCGCGCUCACCGUCCUCCUCAAGUACGAGCUCAUGAUCUCCGACCCCCGAUACACCAAGUUCCGACUGGUGAACACGAGUCUCGCGCAGCCGGGGCUCGUGUCGGGGAACCCGCACGUCUUCGCCAACGAUGCUCCCUCCGUGACUCGUCGGAGUCUGCACACCUUCUUGGAACUCGCUGCCGUCCCGUCUCCGGGAAACCCGCACCCCGCAACGACGUGCGAGCUCCACCCAGCCGCGCCGGUGGGAGUGCAGCGUCUGAGUGCGGCGGACCGGGAGCUAAUCUACCAGGAGACGAGGAACCACGAUGCGUGCUACAAAGCCAUCGGCCUGUUCCAGUUCUUCUUGGACCUGUGUCCCCCCGGGCAGCAGCUGAUGUACCAGUCCGGCAACCAGCAACCGAUCCUGCUCAACCCGCAAGCCCGUCGGGUCUUCGUCUACGAGGUCCACCAGCCCCGGCAUCACACCCGAUCAUACCUCCUGAAGAGCAACCCGCGGCCCGGAGAGGGUCCCUUGUCGCCCGUCACGGGCUCGCGAUCGCCCGAGGACCACUGUGUCAUGGCCUUCCUGCGUCCCGGACCCCAGCGGCCGGACCCCAACCACCCACGCUCCUACUACGUGGUCGACAUGACCCGCAUGCAGUACGGCAAAGAGGCGCUGGGCCCCUGGGGCGAGACGUACCUGAUCGGGACCACCCGCAUGUUUGAGGACUCCAUGAAGAGCGUGUGUGGCCACCUGCAACUCGCGCGCAUGGACCAGACUCUCCUCGGCGGGCCCGAUCACGUCAAAGUAAGACUGAAAGCCUGUGCAGCGCGGGCCUUCCAGCGCUGGCAGAAGAGAGAGCACGCCGGCUGGUGUGAGCACUGCGGCAUGGGCGGGCCAAGCUUGUUCAGAUGCACCGGGUGCAGGACCGCGCGGAUCUACUACUGCGGCAAGGAGCACCAGGAGGCAGGCUGGAGGCUUCACAAGCUCCAUUGCCAGAGACAGUGA
This is a messenger RNA of Drepanopeziza brunnea f. sp. 'multigermtubi' MB_m1, 1044 nucleotides long. RefSeq lists its product as uncharacterized. Lineage: Eukaryota; Fungi; Ascomycota; Leotiomycetes; Helotiales; Drepanopezizaceae. The record is from RefSeq and is a predicted model, not a curated record.